This is a messenger RNA of Patiria miniata (bat star), 1812 nucleotides long. It is a transcript of the gene ola1, whose product is annotated as obg-like ATPase 1. The coding region runs from base 119 to 1312 and encodes 397 amino acids. Lineage: Eukaryota; Metazoa; Echinodermata; Asteroidea; Valvatida; Asterinidae. Gene Ontology annotation, cellular component: cytoplasm. Gene Ontology annotation, molecular function: ATP binding; GTP binding; ATP hydrolysis activity. The record is from RefSeq and is a predicted model, not a curated record. The transcript is spliced from 13 exons.
CGUUGCAUUUCUCACAUACAAUACACAUUGCAUGCACGAUUGCAAUCGCUACCUGUGAAAGUUGGACUAGGCCUUCACUAAUUUUACCGGUUUUCCCUAGCAGUGUGACAGCGUCAAGAUGCCUCCCAAGAAGAAGUCCGGUGAAGCUAAGCCUCUGCCUCUCAUUGGUCGAGUAGGGACCUCACUGAAGUGUGGCAUCGUGGGAUUGCCAAAUGUUGGAAAGUCAACAUUCUUCAAUGUUCUGACCAAAAGUCAGGCAGCUGCGGAAAACUUCCCAUUCUGUACCAUAGAUCCUAAUGAAAGUAGGGUGCCUGUUCCGGAUGAAAGAUUUGAUUUUUUAUGUGACUUCUUCAAGCCGUUAAGUAAAGUACCGGCCUUUCUUCAUGUGACGGACAUUGCUGGUUUAGUGAAGGGAGCCAAUGAGGGGCAGGGACUGGGUAACGCCUUCUUAUCUCACAUCAGCGCAUGUGACGCAUUGUUUCAUCUCUCAAGAGCAUUUGAAGAUGAUGACGUGACCCACAUAGAGGGUGAUGUUAAUCCAGUUAGGGACCUGGCAAUCAUCUUUGAGGAGCUCCGUCUUAAGGAUGAGAGCAUCUUGGAGCAGAGGGUCAGUGACCUGGAGAAGAAAGCAGUCAGGGGAAACGACAAGAAACUCAAGCCAGAAUUUGAGGCACUUGCCAAGGUGCAAAAGCAUGUGAAAGAGGACAAGAGGCCCGUCCGACAGAUUGAGUGGAAUGGAGCAGAGAUUGAGAUUCUGAACAAACAUCUACUAUUCACGGCCAAACCCAUGAUGUACUUGGUGAAUCUGUCUGAGAGGGACUAUAUACGCAAAAAGAACAAGUGGUUAUUGAAGAUUAAAGAAUGGGUUGAUGAGAAUGAUCCAGGCGCAACAAUUAUCCCCUUCAGCGCCGCCUUUGAGCAGAAGAUCUUUGAGAUGGAGGAGGCGGAGAGAAAGGCAUAUCUGGAAGAGCACAAAAUCACAAGUGCCCUUGAUAAGAUCAUCACGACAGGUUACAAGGCGCUGCAACUCAUGUACUUCUUCACAUCCGGCAAGGAUGAAGUCCGGGCAUGGACAAUCCAGAAAGGUACUAAGGCCCCCCAAGCUGCUGGGAAAAUCCACACAGAUUUUGAGAAAGGUUUCAUCAUGGCUGACGUCAUGAAGUACGACGACUUCAAGGAACUGGGCUCAGAAAAUGAAGUGAAAUCUGCCGGGAAGUACCGACAGCAGGGCAGGAAUUACACUGUUGAAGAUGGCGACAUCAUCCAUUUCAAGUUCAACGCAGGGGCUGGAUUGAGUGAGAAAAAGAAGUAGACAAACACCAAUGCAGCAGCUGUACAAUAAAAGAAUUUGCCUUUUUAGUUAUUUCUUUUCAAACAGUGCCAUUGUAAAUAAAAUCAAACAAAUCAAAGACAAUUUGAAAACAGGGGAAGCUGUGUUUGACAAUUGAAAAGUGCUUUUGGGUUUUGGUCAAUGCAGAAGUAUGCUGCAAUGUGAUUUUUACGUGAGCGCUAUACUAUAUCACUGUACAAAACGGAUGUCCUCUGUUCAAAGGUAUUUUCUUUUCAGGUUGAUUUAAUGGGGAACUUACCAGUGAAGCAAUGUUAGUUUAUUCUUUAAAAUGGCAGUAUAUCAUAAGUACAUGUUUGUACAUUAUUAAUUUGCAGUUCUGCUUAAAAUAUGCACAAAGUGUAAGGUGCAGCUUUCAAAUGGAGUUGUUAAAGGGAAUAUACAACAUUUGCAAACAUCGAAAAAUAAAACUACCUAGUUUUUACGAAAUACCUUACUAGGAUGUUGGUAAAUGACAGUCUAAA